Molecule: messenger RNA, 2408 nt
Organism: Hippoglossus stenolepis (Pacific halibut)
Lineage: Eukaryota; Metazoa; Chordata; Actinopteri; Pleuronectiformes; Pleuronectidae
Gene: card19
Product: caspase recruitment domain family, member 19
Exons: 6
Coding region: 87-629 (180 amino acids)
Cellular component (GO): mitochondrion
Source: RefSeq, a predicted model, not a curated record
GUUUUUUUUCCUGAAGCUGUUGACGUACCCGGCAGCGCGGUGACGUCAGAGGGCGUGUCCACACAAAGGACAGAAGGGACUCUACAAUGGGAGACAGUUUUCACGAGCAGCUGCUGGAGGACAGCUCCUUCCUCAGAUCGGACCGCAGGCUGGACACUGAGCGGGUGGACAAGCUCAUCCUGCAGCUCAACAGGAUCUACCCCCAGAUCCUCUCUGACAAGGAGGCCACCAGGUUCCGAAACUUGGACGUGCCCACCAGUGUCAGGCUGGGUGAGCUCCUGACAGACCUUCAGGGGAAAGGCGAGGAGGCCUGCAAGGAGUUUUACAGAGCCCUCCACCUGCAUGUGGAGGAGUUGUACUACAGCUUGCCCACACGGCUCCGACUGAGAGAUUCAUUGGAUCCACUUGCAAAACCACGAGUCUACCAACAGAGAUAUGACAUGAACAACAGAGGUCCCCUCUUCUUUCUGGGCUGUUUCAGUGUUGCCGUGGGAAUGGCUUUACUGUAUUACUACAGUGAAGCUAAAGUGUCCGGAGGCAGUCGGGCCCUGGGGAUGGCUGCGCUGGGUUUGAAAAAAAAUGCUCAGGAGGUUCUUAUUUGGUACACAGAAGCAAGCCGCAUGAUUUAGGCGGUGACUCCUUCACUCCAGGUGCCUCAGCCGUUCUGCUCUAAUGAAUUACAUUCACCAAAGCCCAGUACACUUUAUUUUAUUUCCGUAAGUUUUACGCACAAAUGUAUAGAUUGUUGUGUUACAGUCGUCACUUUGCUCCUCUUUCCUCUCGUGUCUAUGUCUGUUUAGUUAUCAGAACAAAUGCAAGGAGAUUAAUCGAUUCAUCACCACUUCAAGCUUCAAAUGUGGUUUGAAGCAAAUUAUUUCACAAUAAAUUAUUGAUUGUAUCGGUGAAAUAAUAAGGCAUAAGACUAGUUUAAUACUUAGCAUAGUACAUUUUACUACAUUAACAUGUUACCUGUUUGUCACUACAAAUAAGCCUCCGUGCAUUUUGGUCUUAUGACUGAGACCAGACCUUUUGUUGAAAGUAUUGUUUUGCAGCGUGGCCGCCAUCUUGUGGUCUGAUGACGAACUUACAGCACCAAACCUACUCUGGCUUCCGUUGGUUCUAUCAGAGCUUGUCGACAACCCGCCGUUAGUAUCUACUCGUAAAAAAAUGUGAAUAGACAGAAACAACAUCGAACAGGAGGUGGAUACCGAUUUCACGUGAAUUCCUGUAAGCAUUUGCAGUCACGUGGUCGCUCCAACCAAUGAUAUCCCGCUCUGUCGCCGCGGUGCAUUGUGGGUAGCGCGACGAGCAAAAGAAAAUCACAAUAAAUCUAUCGAAUAAUCGUGAAAAUGAAGCUUAAAUAUCGAUUAACACGUCAAAACAAACGUAACGGAGUUGUAGUUGACGGAAGGAAUGAAAACCAGAGUAUGCACCAUGAGUGAGGUACGUUGUGUAACCCGCCUGUAUAAAUACCGGUCUGUCGCCAUGACAGUACUGUGUUGUAUGAAAGGAGAGAAGGUUAGCACUCCCCUUGACAAGGAUGGAAGAGGCCCUUGUGGUCUUCAACACAUAUACGGUUAAGGCACUGCCACCUACUUCGUGGCAUCUCUAACCAAGUUUUUUAUCUGAUUCACCUCUGACCUGGACUCAUGUUAAACAGACGUCACACUAUGUUACAUUUACAGUUCUUAACUUUAUCUCUCACCACGUCCCUUUGAAACAGGAAACCGUUCCUGAGUAUUUCCCCUUGUCUCUGUUUCCGCUGAGUCAGCCCAGCAGGAAAACUGGUGUUUUUCCGCUUGGCCUCUGGAAGCAUUUAACCGAUCUCCCUUAAUUAAAUAACUCUGUGUGUGUGUGAGGGUUAAAAAAAAGCACAUUUAAAUCUUGUUUAUAUAUUGCAUCCUCUGCUGUGGAUAUUUUUUGUUGUUGUGCCUUUUUCUUUUUUAAGUGAGUUAGUUUGUGAUAAAAACCUUAUUUAACCACAAAGAAGGGCAAGCAAAGGAAUUAGCACCUAAUUGAAGGUAAAUAACAUUGGUUGAUAUUUCUCAGGCUGUUUGUAAACAAUUUGAUUCAAACGUUCAAGAGUGAAAAGGUUUUCUUGUUGUAACCGUAAACUGUCACAUUGGUGCUUUGAUAAAACGUGUCCUCCAGCCAUGUGACGCAGGUUAAUCUUCAGGAGUUUAAUAUCAGAAACACUUUAAAGAAAUAUUUUGCAGCUUGUUCGGUAAAAUAAUUAUAAAAGGUAAUAUUGACAUGUUUCCUCGUUGAGCAGUGCCUGAGAGUUGUUUGUCACAUCCAGUGUGUUUUGUCGUGUAAAAAAUGCCUUAAAUUUAGAAGUGCCAUCAUUUGUAUGAUUUGCGACUUUUGUCUUUGUACAAUAAAAACAUGCAUGGUAAUAAUACACAGAA